This is a messenger RNA of Centrocercus urophasianus (Greater sage-grouse), 2926 nucleotides long. RefSeq names its product SATB homeobox 2 (gene SATB2). Bases 231 to 2426 code for a protein of 731 amino acids. NCBI's taxonomy places the organism in Eukaryota, Metazoa, Chordata, Aves, Galliformes, Phasianidae. The transcript is spliced from 12 exons. Gene Ontology annotation, biological process: chromatin remodeling; regulation of transcription by RNA polymerase II. The record is from RefSeq and is a predicted model, not a curated record. Gene Ontology annotation, molecular function: RNA polymerase II cis-regulatory region sequence-specific DNA binding; DNA-binding transcription factor activity, RNA polymerase II-specific.
UGUAGUAGCUCCGAGUUACCACCUCUUUAUUACUUUCACGAGCUAAUAGGUGAGGUGACUGUUACCUUCUGUACUCGAAGGAGGCUCAGAGAAGCAGACAGAAGUGUCGAAGUCCCAAAUUCCCAAUUCCGCCAACUUUGCGGCCAUUGAUCCGCGGGAGUUCGGAGUUGGACAUCAAAGGUCCGUGCUCCUUCUACUGCGACUUGCCAGCGGGAGCCGCGUCCCCGAGCAUGGAGCGGAGGAGCGAGAGCCCCUGCCUGCGGGACAGCCCCGACAGAGGCAGCGGCAGCCCCGAUGUCAAAGGGCCCCCCCCCGGGAAGGUGGCCAGGCUGGAGCAGAACGGCAGCCCCAUGGGCACGCGCGGGAGGCCCAACGGCGCCGUCGCCAAGCCCGUGGGAGGUUUGAUGAUUCCAGUCUUUUGUGUGGUGGAGCAGUCGGAUGCCUCUCUUGAAUAUGAUAAUCGAGAAGAGCAUGCUGAGUUCGUUCUGGUUCGCAAAGAUGUGCUCUUUAGCCAGCUGGUGGAGACAGCGCUCCUGGCUCUGGGGUAUUCCCACAGCUCUGCGGCUCAGGCACAAGGAAUUAUCAAGCUUGGGAGGUGGAAUCCCCUCCCUCUCAGUUAUGUGACCGAUGCACCAGAUGCAACAGUAGCUGACAUGCUACAAGAUGUCUAUCAUGUUGUGACAUUGAAAAUCCAAUUACAAAGUUGUUCCAAGUUGGAAGACUUGCCAGCAGAGCAGUGGAACCAUGCCACAGUUCGCAAUGCCUUAAAGGAACUGCUCAAAGAGAUGAAUCAGAGCACAUUAGCCAAAGAAUGCCCUCUUUCACAGAGUAUGAUUUCAUCCAUUGUAAAUAGCACAUACUAUGCCAAUGUGUCAGCAACCAAGUGCCAGGAGUUUGGGAGAUGGUAUAAGAAGUACAAGAAGAUUAAAGUGGAAAGAGUGGAAAGAGAAAACCUUUCAGACUAUUGUGUUCUUGGUCAACGUCCCAUGCACUUACCAAAUAUCAACCAACUGGCAACUUUGGGAAAAACUAACGAACAGUCUCCUCAUGGCCAAAUUCACCACAGUACUCCAAUCCGAAACCAAGUGCCAACGAUGCAGACAAUGAUAAACCCUGGGCUCCUGUCUCCUCAGCUCAGUCCACAACUGGUGAGGCAGCAGAUAGCAAUGGCCCAUCUGAUAAACCAACAGAUUGCCGUCAGCCGGCUACUGGCUCACCAGCACCCACAGGCUAUCAACCAGCAGUUCUUGAAUCAUCCACCCAUCCCUAGAGCUGUCAAACCAGAGCCAUCAAAUUCAUCGGUGGAAGUCUCUCCAGAUAUUUACCAGCAAGUCAGAGAUGAGCUGAAGAGAGCCAGUGUAUCUCAAGCUGUCUUUGCAAGAGUAGCGUUCAACCGCACACAGGGCUUGUUGUCUGAGAUCCUGCGUAAAGAAGAAGACCCCAGGACAGCUUCCCAGUCCCUCCUGGUAAACUUAAGGGCGAUGCAGAAUUUCCUCAACUUGCCAGACUCAGAACGGGAUCGAAUCUAUCAGGAUGAGAGAGAGAGAAGCAUGAAUCCUAAUGUGAGCAUGGUGUCUUCAGCAGCCAGCAGCCCAAGCUCCUCUAGAACUCCCCAGGCCAAAACCUCGACACCAACAACAGACCUCCCCAUUAAGGCGGACGGCGCCAACGUCAACAUCACAGCUGCCAUUUAUGACGAGAUCCAACAGGAGAUGAAAAGGGCCAAGGUAUCUCAAGCUCUGUUUGCCAAGGUGGCUGCCAAUAAAAGUCAGGGCUGGCUGUGCGAGCUACUUCGCUGGAAAGAAAACCCAAGUCCAGAAAACCGCACCCUCUGGGAGAACCUCUGCACCAUUCGCCGCUUCCUGAAUCUUCCUCAGCAUGAGAGGGAUGUGAUCUAUGAGGAGGAGUCCAGACAUCACCACAGUGAGCGUAUGCAGCAUGUUGUCCAGCUCACUCCCGAGCCUGUACAGGUGCUGCACAGACAGCAGUCCCAGCCUGCAAAGGAGAGUUCCCCACCCAGAGAAGAGGCUCCUCCUCCACCCACUGAGGACAGUUGCACCAAAAAGCCCAGAUCCCGCACCAAGAUAUCCCUGGAAGCUCUAGGUAUCCUUCAAAGCUUUAUCCAUGAUGUAGGUCUCUACCCUGAUCAGGAAGCCAUUCAUACCCUCUCUGCUCAGCUGGAUCUCCCCAAACACACCAUCAUCAAAUUUUUCCAGAACCAACGUUACCACGUAAAGCACCAUGGGAAGCUAAAAGAGCAUUUGGGAACGGUGGUUGAUGUGGCAGAGUACAAGGAUGAGGAGCUGCUGACAGAGUCGGAGGAGAACGACAGCGAGGAGGGCUCAGAAGAGAUGUACAAAGUGGAGCCUGAGGAGGAAAACCCCGACAAAAGCAAGGCAGCUCCAGCAGACAUCGACCAGAGAUAAUGUGAGAUAGGAACACAGAAAGCAAUACAGUGAUCCAAGGAUGUUGUUUCUGUUUUUUUUUUUUUCCUUCCUCUUUUUACUUUUUGUUUGUUUCUGUUGCACAUGAUCCAUGUGCAAAAUGAAUGAAUUCAGCAUUGCCCACUCAGACAUCGCCUUGACACAGACACUUGAGUGUUAUACAUCCUACAUGUGACUGAAGUAAUCAUUGUAAUCACAUAGGAUUAUGCCUUCAUUAAUCUUGCACUUAUGAAAGGGACAUCUAGCAAGUAAAUGGGAAGAAAAAGUCCUAUGAAAUCAAUGAAGGAAAAAUUACAACUUUGUGUGUGUAUAUAUAUAUAUUUACAUAAAAUAUAUAUAUAUUAAAAUUGCAUGGGACGGAACUUUACAACCUGGAAGUACAGACUGUGAAAUGAGUUCUUUAAAGAUGAGACUUGUUUAUGUAUUAAAACCACUUCACAAUGAGUUGCUUUGGCUUUUUGAUAAACUGCCGCCUGCUCUCA